This is a messenger RNA of Conger conger (European conger), 899 nucleotides long. Its product is annotated as elongation factor 1-alpha 2-like. The record is from RefSeq and is a predicted model, not a curated record. Bases 181 to 567 code for a protein of 128 amino acids. Gene Ontology annotation, biological process: translation; translational elongation. The transcript has 4 exons. Gene Ontology annotation, molecular function: GTPase activity; translation elongation factor activity; GTP binding. Lineage: Eukaryota; Metazoa; Chordata; Actinopteri; Anguilliformes; Congridae.
UAUAGCCUAUGCUCGCCUUUCAUUAAUUGGUUUGAAACUUUAUAAGCGUCUUGCAGCGCUCACUUGAUUCUUUUUCAAAAGCGAAAGAGGAAAAUUGUUGCGGUCUCAAAGCUCCCAUCUAGCAUACACAAUAUCUUUUUUGUGGUAGCCGUUUAGCGCGUGCACCUAUAUUAUUGAAAAAUGCCUACAGAAACAACACGCAUAAACGUAGUAAUAAUUGGCCAUGUGGAUAGUGGCAAAUCCACGACAACAGGUCACCUCGUUUAUAAAUGUGGUGGCGUGGAUCCAAGAACCAUCGAGAAAUUUGAGAAGGCUGCAGCACAGAUGCCCUGGUUCAAAGGGUGGAAAAUCAAAAGAAGGGAAGGGAAUGCUAAUGGUAGAACAUUGCUGAAGGUCCUGGACUCCAUUUCUCCCCCUGUACGGACUGUAAACAAGCCCCUCCGUCUGCCCCUGCAAGACGUUUACAAGAUUGGAGGUGUGGGCACUGUUCCUGUGGGGAAGAUUGAGACUGGCGUGCUGAAGCCUGGCAUGCGGUUGACCCCAUCAACUGCACUGCUUGUGGUCUAGGGGGCUUGCGGAAACCUGACCUAGACGCUUUGCUGCCCGGGACUUGAAGCAGACCGUAGCAGUUGGUGUCAUCAAAUCCGUGAAUAAAACUGAUCAAUGCCCAAAGAAGACUGCACAGAAAGCCCAAAGCCUAAAAUGAACUGCUUGUAUAAUGUUGCACAGCAAUCAAGAAUGCCUAACAUAAAAGUUUAAGUUAACCUUUGUUGGUGUUGGACCGCUUUACAAGAAAGCACUGUUUUUUGUUUACUAUUUUUCCAAGGGUCCUGAUUUACUGCUCAGUUGGUGAAAUGUUAUGCUGAAAGCUUCAUGGAAUAAAAGCUGUGCAAAACUAA